This is a messenger RNA of Candoia aspera, 1462 nucleotides long. It is a transcript of the gene DPM2, whose product is annotated as dolichyl-phosphate mannosyltransferase subunit 2, regulatory. Gene Ontology annotation, cellular component: endoplasmic reticulum membrane; dolichol-phosphate-mannose synthase complex. The record is from RefSeq and is a predicted model, not a curated record. The transcript is spliced from 4 exons. Lineage: Eukaryota; Metazoa; Chordata; Lepidosauria; Squamata; Candoiidae. Gene Ontology annotation, molecular function: enzyme regulator activity. Gene Ontology annotation, biological process: GPI anchor biosynthetic process. The coding region runs from base 114 to 368 and encodes 84 amino acids.
CGCUCGCCCCCUUUCGGUCUCUCCGGUUCUGAUUGGCCAGCGUGGCCGGAAGUAGGUCGUUCCUGGGAGGAUUGCAGAGCAAACGCUCAGAAGGGUCGGAUUGGCAGAUUGCAAUGGCCACGGUGGGUGACCAACUCGUUGGGUAUGGCUUGGUAAGCUUCAGUCUUGUUCUCUUCUCCUAUUAUACCGUCUGGAUUAUCAUACUGCCCUUCAUUGAGAGUGACCACCUGAUUCACAGGUACUUCCUGCCACGAGAAUAUUCGGUGAUCAUUCCCGUGGUGGCCGGGCUGGUGCUGCUGUUCUUCAUUGGAACUUUUAUAGCCGUGGUGAUGUGGAAGAAUCAGAAAUCGGCAAAAAAGUCUGCCUGAAAAGAGGAGAAGGGGAAGAGGAUGGAUGAGAAGCGCACAGGCCCAGUUUGGGGGAACCGUUCAGCCAUUAGCAGACCCUGGAAAGAGGUUUCGGAAGCUAAGCAUCCCAUCAACCCACCCCAGAUCUUGGACCACGUUUCCAGAUUGUGAACCAAAAAGAUCAAUGCUGUUUCUCCUGGAGGGAUCUCAAAUACAUGCGCUCCCGAAUCUGAAACCACAGGACUACGGUUUCCCCUGAUCUCCUUUUUGGGUCCAAAUUUAGCCUGGAAAUUCUGCGAGGACUGGAUUUUACCAGCCCAGUUGUACCUGUCUGUUGAAUCCCACUUUUCUGCUGCAUAUCUCUUCUGGCUUUGUGCUUUGAGUUUCUGGACUUCCUAUGAGUACCGGUCAAACUUGUAAUUCGCCCGCGAGGGAGGGUAGAGAUGGCUGUCAUCUUUGCAGGAUUGCCCUGCUAUUUUCCAGCUUGGGGGGAGACAAAUACUCUUGUCUCAGCUUAAUAUUCAUUUAUUUGAUUUAGACCCUGCCUCUUGACCCAGGUGACAAUGGAGAUGAUUUGUGCCCAGAUUUUUAAAAAAAUCUACACUGCAAGUGAAGACUGGAAACUUCAAAUGACAACGUGAAAAUGUGAUUAAAAAUACGGUCCAACUCCUUUCCCCUAAAACGAUUUUUUAAAAAAAGUUCAAAAGACUUGUUCAAAAGUUUCUUUUUGGCUCACAAGCAUCCCCUGCUGGUGUCCUGGAUAAAUCUCAGCUCAGGGAAGAAAAUUGUCUUCUUUCUGGAGGAAUGCGGUGCAAUGUUGCAUUAUGGUCCCUCUCUCCCAUAAUUUUUUUAGUUCGCUGCCCCAAAAAGAAAAGUAAGGUGGAUUAACAUUUGUGUACUUGUGUUAAUAGUUCAGGCAGAUUCUGAAAUGCAGAAGUGUGCAUAGGGCCACAAAAGGGGGGCCUCUGUUCAAAUGUUCUCCAAUUCCUUGAACUUGCAUUCUGCAAUAUGGAUACAGAUUUCAUUCCUCAGUAUUCAAACCUCAGCUUUCUCCCUUCUGGGCCUGGUUAGACUAAGAAGUCUGAUAAUAAAAUGUCUACUUGUGUUGAUUUGUU